Molecule: messenger RNA, 1066 nt
Organism: Arachis ipaensis
Lineage: Eukaryota; Viridiplantae; Streptophyta; Magnoliopsida; Fabales; Fabaceae
Source: RefSeq, a predicted model, not a curated record
CUCAAAUCAAAGGGUCACUAUAUUACUAUCAUUAUUUUAUUAUUACUAUUAUUAUAAAUUAUUAUUGUUAUUUCAUUUGAGAAUAGUAUAGUGUUGCGGCCAUGGGAAGAGCUCCUUGUUGUGACAAAGCAAAUGUGAAGAGAGGACCAUGGUCUCCUGAUGAGGAUGCAACACUCAAGAACUAUCUUCACACUCAUGGCACUGGAGGAAAUUGGAUUGCAUUACCAAGAAAAGCUGGUCUAAGGAGGUGUGGGAAGAGUUGCCGUCUAAGGUGGCUGAAUUAUCUAAGGCCAGAUAUAAAACAUGGAGGAUUUACUGAACAAGAGGAUCAAAUCAUUUGCACUCUCUAUACUCAAAUGGGAAGCAGUGGCAGAACAGACAAUGAUGUCAAAAACUAUUGGAACACCAAGCUCAAGAAGAAGCUAAUGGCAGGAAAAGUAAUUUCCCCUAAUAAUAAUAAUAAUAAUAAAACAUUAUUGACUACUCAACAAAACUCAGAUUUUCAAGAUAAUAAAAAUUGUUCACCACCCUCAUCAUCAUCAUCAUUAGUGCAUCUUCCAAUUUUAAGCAAUGAUAUUAAUAAUUUUAGUUCUAACCUAAGUCUUGACCUAAUUCAUCAACAACUCUAUAGUCCACAAUUUAUGAAUUUAGAAAUUGAUGGUGCAAAUUCAAGGAGCAACAAGAACAAUAAUAGUAGUAAUAUUGAAGGUUCAACUUCUUCUUCAUCACUUGCAUUAUUGGACUACAAGGGUGGAUCAUCACUUCUAGAAGAAGAAAAACAACAUGGUGUUGGUGAUGAUAAUGAUGAAUCUAAUAAGGAAUUCUUGAUGGAUUUAGGGUUUGAUGGAGUUCCUACUUAUUAUGAUAUUGUUAAUGGUCUUAAUUGUCAUGAGAGAGUAGUUGGUGAGUUUUCUCAAAGUAUUAGUAGUUGUUGUUACUCUGAGUGGGUUGAUUUCAACUGUGCUGAAAUUAAGCCACAUUGAGUAAUUAAAUUAAAAAUUAAUGUUGUAUUAUUGGAUAUACUCUUCUUUCUAUUUUAUGUAUUUAUGUAUUUAUUUUUGACAAA